UUAUGUGUGUGGAACCUUUCCUAGCAGACCAGAAAGAAGACCAAACUCAACUAAAUAUAAAUCUGCAGAAAAAAACUCUGAUAGCAGCCACCUGUAAUCUAUUCAUCAUCUCCACCCAACCUCAGACAAACCAUCAGCAGCUGAUCCAUCACCUGCAGUGACAGACAUGCAACUUUACCCACCUGUAGCCUGCUCCACACUUAGAUACCGGAUUAAUAAACCUUUGGAGCUGCCAGUCUUUUGUUCGGCAGGCUUAAAAUCUGCAGAUCCAGGACCUCAAAGCAUCCACACAGCCACAGAAACACGCAUAACUUCAAGCAGAAGAUUGUCUGAGCUACCCUGUUGUUUGGAAUGCAGUGAGAUCUUUCAAAACCCCAUUUUACUCAGAAGAUCCUUCCUGACAGAUGAAAAAUCCAUUGGGCAUGCUUACAGAUGUCAAUGUCCACCUUGCUCAGCACUGCUGAUGACAUCUGCCUGGAGUGUACUCCACACAGAUGACUGGAAAACUAAACUGGGUUGUCAUGGAAACUAGCUGCCCAUCAGACCUUCAUGCCAAAAGAAGACAGUGGCGGACUCAGGUUGUUUGAAGAGAAGUGGCAGAAAAAUAAAAUGGGCUCCUAAUGCAUGAAGUGUGCACCCCCACACUAGUAGAAUGAUACACUAUGUAAGAUUAUUCAACUAGAACUAGUGUUUUUUUCAGUUAGAUAUCACAUUUUCUUACACAUAGGACCACCUAGAGGGUGUCCAUCUGCUUUUCUCGCACGUACAGGAAGCUGCAUCUCUUAACGGGGCACCAUAUCUCAUUUCCUUCACUGGAAGAGCAGCCAUCAGAUACAAAUUUUUCUCUCCAUUACAAGGGCACUUCAUCAUGGUUUCUCACUUGGAAGGGCACCUCAGAGGGCAACAUAUUCUCUCCAACAGAAGGGUACUUAAUAACGGCACUCUUUUCCAUUGGAAGGGUACCCAUAGGGGCCAUUUAAACCAAUGUAAGGGUAUAGGGCACUGCAUCACAUUCUCUCCAGUAGAAGGGCACUUCGUAAUGGCACCCUUUUCUAUUGGAAAGGUAACCAUAGGGAUCAUUUAGACCAAGGGUGGCCAAUCUUAUUCAAAUAGGGCCGUUGUGUAUGCAGGUUUUUGCUGCGACUCCCUAAUUAGAUUACUAAUUAGAGGACUGAUUGGCUGAAGAGUCCUCACACCUGUGUUUGAACAGCUGACCUAAAGGUUGUCUCAAAAACCUGCAUACACACUGGCCCUGUGCGGAUAAGACUGACCACCCACGGUUCAGACCACUAUAAGGGCACAAUAUAGGGCCCUGCAUCUCAUGUCCUCCAUUACACAGUCAGUCAUUAAGACACAUUUUCUUGCUCUAUAGGGCACAUCACCUCAUAUGACGGGGGCAUCCUUGACGGCACUAAGGGCGUUUAAAUCAUGUGAAGGGGACUCAAUAGCGGCAUUUUCGCCACUCUAAAGGGUAUUUUAGUAGCGUUUUUUUUCCCAGCCAUGGAGGGACCAAAGGGGGCGGUUGCCCGCCCCGCCCCCCCUCAUGAGUCCACCAGUGGACACUUAUUCACCAGGAAAAAUCAGAUCAGUAACAACUGAAUGUUUAAUAGCUCAAGCUGCCUCUAGGGGGUACCAUUCUGUAUCACAGUCCUGUCUCCAACACUUUGUUGAUAUGAUCUCCCAACAACUUGAACUCCCAAGAACUUCUCUACCACUUCUGACUAAACCUAACAAUCCACAUUUGACUUUUUCAGCCACAAAAUGAAGACUUUGCACUUGCUAUGCAUGAAUUUCAACACCAGCACUAACCAUCCACUGUGCACACUACCUAUGCAGCUAUGUGAAGAGUUUAUGCAGUUUGCAUUCUGGUUGUGUAUGUCACUCCAAAUAAAAGUGUGCGCUGAUGCAUGUUUCGAGUUACUAAUACAUUUGUUUCUUGCACCUAACAUUUCAUCUUCAUUGUUUCUUAACUUUAUAGCCUGAGGCCUGUUAGUUUUUUAAAAGCCAGGUAGAUAUUAAAGUGCUGGCUUCAAAGGAUGGAGGCAACAGUCAAAUACAUGGCAAAUAAACUCAGAGCAAAACAAAUGUAUCCUGCCUAUCUAUCCCAGACUGGGAGCCCCCUUCCAGAAGCCUCACUGGCUGAGAUUAUGCACGUUUAGCACCACCAAUACAAUAUUUUAGAUUAUAACCAGUGAAAUUGUUUUAAUAAUUACAAUAAGGUCUGAAAAAAACUGCUUGGUUGAUGUGCCCAUGAGUACGACAAAACUUAAACAAACAUAAUUCAUUCUUUAAGGAAAAUAGCAACAAAGUACUUUUUAGAAUUCCCAGCAAUGCUGAUUCAGCCCCAAUGAAUGCCAAGAGAAUGACCUAACUGUGGCAGUGAACUAUUACAUAGUGCUUCAAAAGUGCCUAUAAUUACUAAAUAAAGACAUUUAUACAGUGCGGUGACUGUAUGACUAAACGUGAAUGCAACAAAGCAAAAGACUAACUGCUACAGUGUAAAUAAAAUAUAGCUCUCCAAUCCUGUAUUUUAAAAUCAAAUGUAAAUUAAUGACAUUCAUUACUCAUAUUUAACAUCAAGGGUAUUUGCCUUUUCUAGGUGUUUUCUGAGAAAACUCACACUUAAUGAUAAAAGUAACAAAAAUAACAAAACAGAAAGUAAUUAAACCAGACAAGCAUAGUUUAUAAGUGAAUGUAAGCUGGAAAUAAAAUGAAUUAUAAUAUGGAGUGCUUAUUCUUAGAAAUAUAAUUUAACAAAAAAAGGGAAAAAAAGACCUUUUUUGCUACACAUACAGUCCCAUACGUGUAUUUUCAUAGUCUCAAUCAAUCAUGUUAUUCUAAGUUCUCACUAGUAAAACAACUAAACUGAAAACUCAGGCCACUGUAUUGAGUGCAGUGAAAUAAACCACGAUGAAGAACUUGCCUUUUGUUCUUCCACUCUCAAUUGCCUUAGCAGACAUUACAGCCAUCUAUCAUUCUGCUGUCCUGUGUGCGAUUGCAGAGUGCAGUAUGUGGUAGAAGAACAAAAACAGCAGGUCAUUCCCUGUAGAGCAAGGAGAGUGGUUGCGGGGGCCAGUGGACGCCACUGUCUGCUUCCUACAAAUGCAGCGUCAUGAACAGCCCCAUGUAAGCACCUACCACAGUCAUCAAUAGGGUGUAACAUGUAAAUGUAAACUUCCUGGAAUUAUUCCUUGGAACUUCUACUCUCUGGUCAGGAGAUUGAGAAUAGAUAUUUUAAUAUGAUGUUUCAGGUGUGUUUAGGAGCUUAUUGUCAAGUACCAAGGCCUGUUUUUGAGGAAGUCACUGUUAAGGAGACAAAUCACAGUGACGGUUUGUUAUGGGUUUCACUCAGCACCAGGCUGGCUUGUCAGGACAGGAGUGCCCAGGGAUUAUUCCGAACGUUACAUCUGUGUGCAAGCAGCUGAACAGUUUAACGGCACUGGACCAAAGCAGAUCAAAUUGUUCCUUUAAGCCCCAUUCUGUCAGGACGCUGAUUAGAGAGAAUCUGCCUGGCAGGCUGGUUUUGCUAGCGAACAGUAGGUACAGAGAAAUUCGAGAGUCUUGAGAUAAAACCUGUGAGCUGAAUGCAUACUGAUGGAUACAUGAGCUUUUUGUUUAUAUGUGGUACAACAUGGAUUCCAGAUAUACAGGCCAUGUAGCACAUCCACACUGACUAGUUACGUCUUUGUACAUAUAACAACAAUAACAAUAAUAAUUUAAAAAACUAUUAGUAUUUCGUACAUGGACACAAAUGAGAUGCAACACUCUUGUAAGUGGAUCGGUUUUCUAAAGGUACUUGUUUGGGCAGUGUGAACAAUGUCCUUAUGUAUGACUCAUAUGGUGGUACUACAGUAGAUUGGCACAAAGCAGACAAUACAGAACAUCUAGGCCCUUACUGUAUGUAGCUCUGGGUUCCGUGGGUGCCCUCAUUCCUACACUGGUAAACAGGAAUGCACUGCACACAAUGCUGUUCUGUUGUGUGUUUGUAAAGGGCCAACAGUGUUUCUGUUCAUGACACCCUCCUGCCUUUGUGGACCAGUCACCCUGAUUGCACCUUGGCAGGAAAAUCCCAGGCUAUAUAUUUUUCCUGAUUGACCUGUAAGAUUCUUGCAGCUGUAAUUUCAGUAACGCAGAGAGAAAGGCGAGAUUGUCAGCGUGCUCUGAGGAUAAGUUCAUUUUGACACGUGUCUCUGUUUGGUGAUGUUACUGACCUCAGACGCAAACCAGAGACGAUGUAAAUGCAGGGUUCUGUCAUAUAUCACUAUGCAAUAGUAGCAACAUAGAAGCAUAACCCAUUUUACAGGAGAUAAAUUUAAAUAUAAGAUAACAUUUUUGAAUGCAGCUUUUCUCUGUUGGGUUACGAAUGUAGAAAUAAAAGUUUCUGUGAGGAUUUCCUGGGGUUUGUGCUAUGAAGACAUGUUCAUCUACUCCUGAAGUCUUACUGAUUCUGCAUUCCUGUCAUGCCAACUUUUUCUUAACAAUCCCUGAUUACCUCAUACUAGCUUCCUAAUGGUGGGAGUUUCUGGCAUUCCGGCCUGUAUCUUUAAACCGGGAGAAAAAAAGAAAAUUGUCUGCAGACACUUAUAAAGCUGAGCAUUAAGAAAGUAAUAUACCCAAGCUUUAAUUAGUCAAAAGAAUGAUGUUCCCAAAGAGCGACCUUGACUAACCUUGACCUGACUUUUAGUUAUGGGUUUAUAGUCAAGUUAUUAACCUUUAUAAAAUCAACCAUCUCAUCCAAAAGUAAAAAAUGAAAGGGUAGAAAGUGUGGCUAAUUUUAAAAAAGUAAUUUUUGUGAGGAUGAAAUUUUCCAGUAUUUCUACCUACUUUUCCGAUGGUCAAUGAUCAUGCAUUCUUCAUAAAGCACCAACUCCUAUUCUGGAUUUUAGCGUUAAUAUUAAGAUAGAUUAACAGGGGUUUGACGUUUAAUAAUGACAUCUGGUUUUGUUACAUUAUGAUCAUCAUCUUGUUAUUGUUGUUGUUCUUUUGUGGACAAACGUAAAUCACUGGGUUUGAGUUGGAUUCAGCAAGAGCUAGCAAGAAUUGUAUACGAAUGUGAUUUUAAGUGCACUGCAGCGUGUUUCGUACCAACUAUUCUUAUAAGGUGGCUGUGUAGCAUACAUAUCUCCAGGGGAUGGCUCGCGGCAGUAUGACAGGAAUGCCAAACGGAACGCCUCGGAAGAAGCAGCUCCCAACAUUCCGGGAAAAGAGAGAAAGGGAUAGAGCACGGCGUGCCUGUGUGCAUGCCUGUGUGCAUCCUGGCUCGCGCCCGGGGGCUGCCGAUGCUCACCUCGCGCUGCGUGUCCCCUGCCACCCGCAGGGCUCUCCGUGCUUUGGCUGCGGCUUCUCAAUCCGCACGGCAAACCCGCUGCAGCAAGAAACAAACCAAUGUCCAUGUGGACUGGUUGUUACUCUACACGAAAGUGUAGCCUUUAAAAAACUGUGAUUCGCUGCAGAUUUUGGGGGGUACCUUCUGGACAUUUUUUGGAUAGCCUACUCCUUUGCUCAAUUGCAAAGGGACUCUGAUUCUGUGCAGUCCUGAAUGCUGUGGAUUUAAGCCUUGUCCUCAUGCUACGGCAAACCUCCUGAGCCCUCCUGCACACCCACAGACGCCCCCCCCCCAGGCGACACCGCUCUACGGGGGAAGCGGAGGGCGUACCAUGAAACACAUGGCCAUUUCUAAAUGGCUGACCCAGCUGGACCUCCGGGAGUACCUCAGACUCUUUGAUGAGGAGUACGAUGGAGUGGAGGACCUGCUGGGCCUGACGGAGCUGGACCUGCAGCAGCUGGGCGUCCACAACCGUGUGCAUCGAGUGCACAUGCUGUCCAGCAUCCGUGUGCUGCAGGAGCGCGAGAGGGCCGUGGAGCUGAGGAUGAUGUCACAGGGGAGGUUUGCCAGUCUGCCCCGAAACGUCCACACGGACCGCCAGUGCUCUCUGGCCUCCUCCAUGGAUCUGCUCAGCAGUCGGCCACCUGUUCUCGACGUGGAACCCAGGUUCCGGGGCGUCUCCAUCCACGGAACCCUACCGCGUAAGAAGAAAGGCUCCUCACCGGCCUGGCCUUUGGACACACGUGGCCACACGGGCACCCUGCCAGCCCGCUCGCGCCUGCGGUCCCCUCAGCUCGUCCACAACGUCAUAGUGGAACACGGGCCCCCACCAGCUGACAUGGAGUACCCCCACAUCAACAGGGACUGGCAGAUCCUGGACCCCACCAUGGACUACGUCAAGUUCUCCAGGGACAAAUACAUCAUGGAGGGCCCCCCAGAGAAGCUGCGCAAGGAGCUGGAGGAGGAGCUGAAGCAGGCCAGUGAGGAGCCCCGCAGCCAUGCCUGGUACCACGGCGCCAUCCCCAGACAGGUUGCGGAGACCCUGCUGCAGAGGGACGGGGACUUCCUGAUCCGGGACUCCGUAUCCAGCCCAGGGAACUAUGUGCUGACCUGCCAAUGGAAAAACAGUCCACAGCACUUCAAGAUCAACAAAAAGAUGGUGGCAGCGAGCGAGGCCUACUCACGGGUGCAGUAUCUCUUUGAGAGCGAGGGCUUCGACAGUGUGCCCGCCCUGGUGCGCUACUACGUGGGCAACCGUAAGCCUGUGUCGGCGGUUGUCGGGGCGAUCAUUUUCCAGCCCAUAAACCGGGUCCUUCCACUGCGCUGCUUGGAGGAGAAGUACGGGGCAGCACCCAUCCGGCAGGAGCCUGCCGCAAUGGAACGGAAAUGCCUGCCCACCAAACGGCUCAGCCUGAACAUCACGAACGGGCACGGCCAAGACCACCCCCUGACCCGGGGGAACCUCCUGAGGAACAAGGACAAAUGCGGGAGUCAGCCGGCGUGUCUGAACCACGUACAGGAAAGACGUCGGCCCCUGAAGACUCACCAGUCCGAGAGCUUCCUGCCACUCGGUUGCAAGCCACAGUCCCAGACCCAAUCCCAUCUCAUGGAUUCCCAUUCGAGCCCCAAGUCUCCCGUGUUUAGGACGGGCAGUGAGCCUGUUCUCAGCCCCACUGUCCCCCGAAAGCCCUGUUUCGAGAUGCAUGCUGGACAAGCGAUCCGAGGCUCGGAUAGCCAGCUGUACCCCAAGCCGCCCCCAAAACCCAGCAAAGUGCCUUCCACCAAGAUUCCUCGCUCCCCACGGCUACAUCCCAUCGCACCUCCGGCUCCUCCAAAGAAACCCCAGAAGCCUCCGGCGCAGCUGAACCCCGAGCCAGGCGCCUGCGAGCCUGGAUCCAGCACAGUGGCAGAAUGGGACAGAACCACUGAGAUGCACCCCGGUGACGGUUACGUGAAGCGGCUGAGGGCAGACGAGGCGAACCAGAGAUGCCCCGUGACACCGGAAGCCAGCUUGUCCUGUGGCUCGGUCAACCGCAGCUCGUACCACAGAGCCAUCGAAGCCCUGGAAGACAGCAAUGAGGAAUGGAGCGCAGACAGGCAACACCUGGAUCUGCUGGAGACUAAGAAGGAGAAGGAGGAGCAGCUAAUGGAGCUGAAGGCAAAGGUCUUCAAGCGGCCUGUAUUUGAGACGACUUCUGCAUUCAGGCCUGCAGAGUUUGAGACCAGGCUCCUCCCCCCUGAGAACAAGCCCCUGGAGAUGUCUGUGCUGAAACAGGCCAAGCAGCUUCUUGUCUCUCAGGACCACAGGACCAUCGCCAAGACCCUGCUGUAUGCUGACAGCCAGGUGGCCAGAACUCUGAACGUCUCUGAAGAGAUGAGAUGUGCAAUGGGAGUGAACUCGGGGCUGGAGCUGGCAACCCUCCCGCACGGCAGACAGCUGCGGCAGGACCUGAUGGAGAGGCACAACACCAUGUGCAUCGGGGUGGCUGUGGACAUCCUCGGCUGCACGGGCACUUUGGAGGAGCGAGCCGUGACCCUCAACCGCAUCAUACUGGUGGCACUGGAACUUAAGGACUCCAUGGGGGACCUUUAUGCUUUCUCGGCGAUCAUGAAGGCGCUCGACAUGUCACAGAUCACACGGUUAGACCAAACGUGGACCACCUUAAGAAGGAAAUACACACAUACGGCCAUCCUGUAUGAAAAGACCCUCAAGCCCUUUUAUAAGGGACUGUACGAAGGCAGUGUUGAUGUGCCACUAAAGACCACCACUGUGCCGCUCCUGAUGCCCCUGCUGACCCUGAUGGAGCGCCCCGCAGUGGCCUUUGAGGGCUUUGAACACUGGGAGAACAAUGACCAGGGCUGCGAGAUUAUGCUUCGUCACCUGGAGGAGGCCAGGAAGAUGGCUCACAAUGCAGACGUGUACACCUCCAACACAGAUCGCAUCCUACAAGACUUCCAACCCAAUGAGGACUUGCUGGAGAUCUUCAAGACAGACUUUCAGCUACGGCUCCUUUGGGGAAGCCGCGGGGCAGCAGUAAAUCAGGCGGAGAGAUACGAGAAGUUCAAACUCAUCCUCACAGCUCUGUCCCGAAAACUGGAGCCCUGUGUCAAGCACACUGAACUAUGAAGCAGAAAGAACUGAACAGCAUGUAAAUACCCCCAUGAUGAGCAGGGGAACCACUUAGGCGUCAAUCCACUGCUCAGCCAGAAACUGCAGCUCAGUGGCUGAACCUUUCAACAGGCUGGACUUCCUGGUACUGUGGUCAUGAAAGAAUCUCUCUGCCCUAAAGUGCAAGGAAAUGGCUUGUGUACAUAGACUGUACUUAUAUUUAAUAGUUUUAUAUAUAUAUAUAUAUAUAUACACACACACAAAACUACACCAGCUCUCCUCAGACUGGUCCUUAGAAAUAGAUGUUCAACAUACAUCCACCUUUAUGUUCUUAUUUUGAUCUGAUAUACCUUUCCUCUACAAGUUAUCGAUCCAGUGCUUUGACAAAAAUACAGUACAGGCUGCAAAUGUGAUCCGUUCCCUAAGUCUGUCUUUAAGGCGAAUUUCUAGGCAAGUUGGAACAAUAAUACAGUAUAAUAAUAAUACAGUAAAAAUUAAACUACAUACGGUACAGUAAUGUACCUUGAGCCAUCAAACCACUGAAGCCAUGCAAUGUUUUCUUGAGCAUCACAAAGUAGUGCUCAUGUUUAUUAUUACAGAACAUUGUAUUUAACUCACAUUAAUAUACGAGGCUUUAUGGCAGUCUGUUCAUAAGUAUGAAUUGUCCGUAAGUCGGACAUUCUUAACCCGAGGACUUACUGUACACCUCCUGUUACAUUACAGGACUGUCAUUUCAGUAGCUGUGUGCAGCAAAGGAGCAUUGGCUUAAGUAGGCCAUUGCAAACUGGAAUACAGUUUUCGUGUAUCACUACACAGCAAUGAGAAAGGCCCAGUGCUCUUUUGAAAAGCCAUGGAUGGCUAAAGUGUAACAAUGUCUUAUCUCAGAUGGAAAAUUCAGGGAAAAUCUGGGAAAUCAGGAAAGAGGUAAGCUGAAUGUGUAAAACGCGAAAGGGAGGCGGACCUGGAUGGAAGGCUGUCCUGAUUUACAAGGGGUUUAAAAGUGCUGUAUGAAUAGCGGAUUUUCUGUUGGCACAGUAUGUCGUAGAGUCAGAAGUGGUUGUAAAUAACAGUCAUGGUCAGGUGUGAGCAUGUUAAGUUAAGACUGUAAUGUGUUCUCCUGUUGAAACUGCCAUGUACAUAAUCCAAAUGUCCUACUGUAGAGGGGUUGGUGGAACUUAGCAAAAAAUGCACUAACAGAGCCCCCCCUCACUGAUCCAAAUUACGACCCAGCACACACUGCUUUUAUCGUCUGUUAUAUAGGACCUAUUCUCUGCUUUUAUGUUCUGCGUUAGUGUUUCUCAACACAGUCCUCGGAGACCUACGUUUUUGCAUAUAUGUGGACUGUCUGCCAGGGAGCAAAAAUGUGAACCAUCUGAGGGCCCCCAUGGACUGGGUUGAGAAACACUGUCUUAUGGUUCUUUGGACUUUAACCAUUUUCACUUAGAAAACAGGUGGAGAAGUUUCAAGGUUACCACGGCGCAUUAGGCAGCAUACAUAAGGAAGAAAUCAAGACCAGAACAUACAGGUUCAAAAAUCACAGAGCCGUGAUUGCUCCUGCCAGUCAGUGUUAUUCUGUGACACCCUCCAGCUGUACUAAAAAAA
This is a messenger RNA of Paramormyrops kingsleyae, 10037 nucleotides long. RefSeq names its product BCAR3 adaptor protein, NSP family member (gene bcar3). Lineage: Eukaryota; Metazoa; Chordata; Actinopteri; Osteoglossiformes; Mormyridae. Gene Ontology annotation, biological process: positive regulation of peptidyl-serine phosphorylation; small GTPase-mediated signal transduction. The record is from RefSeq and is a predicted model, not a curated record. Gene Ontology annotation, molecular function: guanyl-nucleotide exchange factor activity; phosphotyrosine residue binding.